Frankliniella occidentalis (western flower thrips) is the source of this 1569-nucleotide messenger RNA. RefSeq lists its product as uncharacterized. Gene Ontology annotation, molecular function: ubiquitin protein ligase activity. Lineage: Eukaryota; Metazoa; Arthropoda; Insecta; Thysanoptera; Thripidae. The record is from RefSeq and is a predicted model, not a curated record. Gene Ontology annotation, biological process: protein ubiquitination. Bases 95 to 1354 code for a protein of 419 amino acids. The transcript has 5 exons.
UGAUAGCAAACGCGGCAGCACGCCCAGCCAGAAACGGCCGAGACUCGGCCACCGUCAGGACCAUAGACCAGCAGAGCAGAGCCCCACCGCCGCCAUGGACUGCGACAUCUGCCUCGAGGACUACAACCAGGUGGAGCGCGUGCCCAAGAUAAUGCCGUGCGGGCACACCGUGUGUCUGCGGUGCCUCCAGCGGAGUGACAGGAAGGAGUGCCCGACGUGCCGCAGGGAGUUCGAGGUCGCCCCGGAUGCACUCAUCAUCAACUUUGCUCUCCUGGGGCUGCAUGAGCGACCAGACAGGCCGUCCCGCGGCUGGUGCUCGGACUGCCGCGCCUCCGCCGCGGCCCGCUGCUGGGGUGAGGAGCACGACGUUCUGCCCGAGAGGAGGGCCCUGAGGCGCCACCUGCAGAACGCGCUGCAGCAGGCGCCUGGGCAGCUGGUAGACCUGCAAGACCACUGCCAGGGAGAGCAGGUCGUCCAGGCCCUCACCCUGCUCACUGCAGAGUCCUGCAGCUUGACCCUCAAGGCCGGCAGCCACGAGCUGACGGGAAACGUGGGGAACACGGAGGACCCCCUCACCCAGCUCAUGUGGCUGCUGGUGGCCGCGAAGGCCGGCCUCACCAAGAGCCGGGCUGAAGCGCCGGGUCCCCCACCUGCCGCCGCGAGUCCCCCGCCCACAGCCCCAGGCCCAGCACCUCCAGAGGCGCGGCCGGUGCGGGAGAUGGAUGUGGAGUAUGUCAGCUACACCGGACCCAGUGAGCGGCAGCACGACAAGGCGGCCCUCCUCGCAGCAGCGCCGGGGGUGACCCGGCUGGUCAAGGUGUGGUGCCACAUGGACCCCGCCUGGAGCCUCCAGCUGCUGCAGCGCGCCGCGCCCUCGCUGGAGCGGCUGAGUGUGAUGUCCCCCCGCGAGGCCCACCUGCGCGCGGCGCACGCCAUGCCGCGGCUGAGGAGGCUGGACGUGUAUGGUGAUGAUGCCCUGCGCGCCCAGCCCCCCGAGCUGCCCGCGCUGCCGCCGGGACACGCCGGCCUGCAGUGGCUCAGGGUGCACUACCUCCCCCGCGCCACGACACAGUCCCUGCUGCGGGCGCACGGCGGCACGCUGGAGGAGCUGGUGCUGGUGGUGGGCACGGCGGGGGAUGAACUGUGGCCAAGGAGCUGCGGCGACCUGCACUCACUGCUGCAGCAGAGCGGGCUGCGGGCGCUCAGGAGGCUCGUGCUGGUGAGGUCGGGGAGCUAUGGCUACAGCCACGAGGCAGCCGCCUGCAGGGAGCAGCGCGCCGAGGUGCGGCGGGUGCUGCCCGGGGCCGAGGUGCUGUGCGACACGUGUGACAGCGUGGGGCAGGAAGAGGUCUAGCGGCGUUGCAGUUCCACCGCUGCAAAAUGGAGCUUAAAGAAGGAAGGCCGGAGGCGCGACAUGAGUACCUACAGGUGAUGAAUGGAUUCAGAAGACCUCAAUGAAAAACAUUUUGAGUUAAUCUUGUCAGACAGUCCCCAGUGCACAGAAGGAGACGUGUUCUUCGGAAAAUACAACUCCACACUGAACUAGAAAAUAAAUAAUAGCAAUGAUUA